Messenger RNA from Sphaeroforma arctica JP610, 1545 nucleotides. Its product is annotated as methylcrotonoyl-CoA carboxylase beta chain, mitochondrial. Gene Ontology annotation, cellular component: mitochondrion; methylcrotonoyl-CoA carboxylase complex. The record is from RefSeq and is a predicted model, not a curated record. Gene Ontology annotation, biological process: L-leucine catabolic process. The coding region runs from base 1 to 1545 and encodes 514 amino acids. Gene Ontology annotation, molecular function: methylcrotonoyl-CoA carboxylase activity. NCBI's taxonomy places the organism in Eukaryota, Ichthyosporea, Ichthyophonida. The transcript is spliced from 7 exons.
AUGAAAGCCGUCGUUGAUGAGCUUUAUGAACGUAUCGCGACUGUGCGUGAAGGCGGUGGUGCAAAGUCAAGAGAGAGGCACGAGUCACGUGGUAAAAUGUUACCACGAGACCGUGUAAAUGGUCUACUCGAUCCCAACACAUCCUUUCUUGAACUAGGUCAACUCGCAGGCUGGAACAUGUAUGGAGAGGAUGUGCCCGCUGGUGGUAUAAUCACCGGUAUCGGACGCGUUUCUGGGACGGAAUGUAUGAUUGUGGCAAAUGACGCGACGGUGAAAGGAGGAACGUAUUAUCCCAUCACUGUGAAGAAACAUUUGAGAGCGCAAGAAAUUGCCAUGGAGAAUCGGCUACCCUGUAUCUACUUGGUAGACUCUGGUGGUGCUAAUUUGCCUCGUCAAGCAGAUGUAUUUCCCGAUAAGGAACACUUCGGACGGAUAUUUUUCAACCAGGCGAACAUGUCGGGCAAGGGAAUUCCGCAGAUUGCAGUUGUUAUGGGAUCGUGCACGGCUGGAGGUGCAUAUGUUCCUGCAAUGUCGGACGAAUCAGUGAUCGUGCGGAACCAGGGUACUAUUUUCUUGGCCGGACCGCCCCUAGUCAAGGCAGCGACUGGCGAGGUGAUUUCUGCCGAAGCCCUCGGCGGCGGCGACAUGCAUAGCAAAAUCUCAGGUGUGGUAGAUCACCUGGCUGAUAGUGACGCACAUGCCCUCUCGAUUGCCAGGCGCAUCGUUUCAAAUCUCAAUGUGUCGAAGAAACCAGAGGUGUCGAUCAAGGAAGUCGAGGAACCUCUCUAUGAUGCAAGUGAACUCUAUGGUAUUGUUGGCACGAACAACAGGAAAACUUAUGACAUCCGACAGGUCAUCGCGCGCAUCGUAGAUGGAAGUCGUUUUGAUGAAUACAAGAGCAACUAUGGAACCACGCUCGUUACAGGAUUUUCAAGGCUGUACGGCUACCCCGUUGGAAUCGUUGCGAAUAACGGUGUACUAUUUAGCGAAGCCGCACUGAAGGGAGCCAACUUUAUCGAGAUUUGUGCGAAGAGGAAAAUCCCUCUCAUCUUCUUGCAGAAUAUCACUGGAUUCAUGGUGGGUGGUCAAGCGGAAGCAGGGGGCAUUGCGAAGAAUGGCGCAAAGAUGGUCACUGCAGUGUCUUGUGCUAAGGUGCCAAAGCUAACGGUGCUCGUAGGAGGUAGCUUCGGAGCAGGCAACUAUGGAAUGUGUGGUCGUGCCUACGGUCCCCGCAUGAUGUACAUGUGGCCCAAUUCACGUAUAGGUGUGAUGGGAGGAGAACAGGCCGCAGGGGUCCUCGCUCAGGUUAAGCGUGAUCAAAUUGAACGGAAUGGAGGGGAAUGGACGACAGAGGAGGAAGAGGCAUUCAAAGCUCCUACACUCGCUAAGUACGAAGAAGAAGCUUCGCCAUACUACAGUAGUGCCAGGUUAUGGGAUGAUGGUGUCAUUGAUCCUUGUGAUACCCGAAAAGUACUUGGGCUAUCCCUUAGUGCUGCGCUAAACGCGCCCAUAGAGGACACUGAUUUUGGAAUCUUCAGAAUGUAA